AUGGCGGCGCGGGCGGGGGCGGGGGAGGCGCCCGGGGGGGAGAGUGGGGCGCCGGAGGGGUUCGUGUGGCCUGAGUUCCGCUCGUUUCCGCCCUUCUACACGAUCCAGCCCGUGGAACAGACGCGGGAGCGGCAGCUGGCUGUGUGGCGGGACCUCGUGGUGCGGUUCUGCAGGGCCGCGCGCCUCUUCGUGCUCACCACGGACGAAUCGGACGACGGCCCGCUGUUCCAGAACGAGGCGAUCAACAGGAAGCUCCCGGCGUCGGGCCGCGUGGCGGUCCUCGACAGCCUCGCCGCCCGCGGGCAAGCGCACUGGCUCGACAAACACAAGAGGCGCUGCGCCGUGUUCUUCCGCCCGCUGGAGGAGCUCGCGGACGACCUGGAGAAGUGGGCGCGCGACAUGGGGUACAGCGGCAGCGUCGUGACCUUCGACGAGAUCUCCUCCGGCCCGGAAACGAGCCACACAGACCUGCAUGGCAUGCACCACGACGCGCUGCGCAUCGUGGCGGGCGUCCUCGAGCGGCGCGGCCGCGCCGCCGUCUUCGCCAGCGACGUCACCGGGGACGAGGGCAUCAAGUUCCUGUGA
This is a messenger RNA of Pedinophyceae sp. YPF-701, 585 nucleotides long. The record is from the annotation of a GenBank genome assembly. NCBI's taxonomy places the organism in Eukaryota, Viridiplantae, Chlorophyta, Pedinophyceae.